GUUUACGGUGGCAAUCCGCAAUCGCACGCCCACACAACCGGGCAUGGUAUCUACAUAUCACAGAUGCGGAUACAGAUACUCGUAUCUAGAUGAGCCCUCUUUCGCCACCAGAGCUCGGCUCUUGUUUAUUCGAGUUCCGAACAGCAGCCGAGCCGGAGGCAAAACCUUGCGCAUAACGAUAACCCAUCCAGGAUCCACUCUAUAUACGAUCUAUGCUCGCUCUCUCUCUUUCUCUAUAUAUAAUCGCAUAUAUAUCUUUUGUUCAGUGUUCGUGUCGUGUACAAAGUGAAAGCCCCUUAAAAAAUAGAAAAAAAAAAGAAAACAGCCAGGGAGCAAAGCAUAACCAAGACAAAAUAAAAUGUAAGAGCCGACCGCAAAGCCCAAAAGAAACUAAACCUAAAAAAAUAAAAAUAAAAUACAACACAAAAAGGCAGCAAACCAAUGCAAAUGAUCGAAAAUAUUGUGUUACAGAAACCGAAUUAUGAAAUUCCCACGUCGGUGUAAAGUGAGAUGAUUUGAGGUCUGUGUUACAAAUCCUUUCCCGUGCCGUCGCCCCAACAUCAUGCUCGACAAAUUCAACACACACGCAUUCAUAUCGUUUGGACUGGGAUUCAUACUGAUGUGGCUGAGCGAAGCCACGGAAGCCCACAUGAACUACACAGCCAAGCCGCGAGUAGUUCUUCCGCCUAAUUAUGUCAAGGAGAUACGACCGCCCUCGAAGAAGGGCUCCCCAGUGAUAGUAGACUUUAGCAUAUUCGUUGUAGAUAUUAACUCAAUUAACGUAGAGGAUAUGGACUUUAGAGUAGACAUGUUUAUACAUCAACGCUGGCUGGAGUCGCGUCUGGAGAUCCCAGAUGACAUAUUCGAGGAGGGCGACGACUACGUGACGCUGCUUCCAGAGGUCUUUGAGAAUUUUUGGCAGCCGGAUCCGUACUUUCUCAAUUCCAAGAUUGCCGAAAUAGCGACACUGACCCACAAGUUCACGUCGGUGACGCUCUACAAGAACAAGACGGUGCGGUAUGCGGCCCGGAUGCACGCGAUCAUCGCCUGCCAGAUGGAGUUCCAGCUGUACCCCAUGGACAUCCAGGUGUGUCCCAUCUACAUCGAGAGCUUCUCGUCGAACAACCAGAAGGUGAAGCUACGCUGGUCGGACUCCGGCGUUACCCUCAAUCCGGAGCUGAAGCUGCUGCAGUACAAUCUGGGCCAGCCCUUGGAGCUGGAGGAGAGCGACGGCUACAUGCCGGAGAAGGUGGGCAACUUCUCCCGCCUCACAGUGUACUUCCGCUUUGAGCGCCAGAUUGGCCACCACCUCAUCCAGACUUUCGCCCCCUCCUCGCUGGUGGUGAUGCUCUCCUGGUUCAGCUUCUGGCUGGGACUGGACGCCAUUCCGGGCCGUGUUACGCUGCUGGUGACCUGCAUGCUGACCCUGGUCACCAUGUUCACGGGCGCCGACAUUCCGCCAGUGGCCUACGUAAAGGCCCUGGACCUCUGGAUGGCCGGCUGCAUGCUGUCGGUGUUCGCCGCUCUGGCCGAGUUCGUGGUGGUGAAAGUGCUGGACGUGCAGUACCAGUACCAGGUGAACCGCAUACCCAAGCGCAUCAGCAACAUGGAGAAGGGUCAGUGUGCGACGGUGGCCAGCUGGGAAGGAGGAGCGGUGCGCUCGCGGAAAGCGACCCAGACGCCCACGACGCCGGGCCAGACCUCGCUGCAGGGGAAUGGUGGACCACCAAAGCCGGCCAGGCGUCAGAGCCUUCUAUCUGUGGCCUGGACGGAUACGGACACUGGCGUGGAGAAGAUCAUGUGGCGCGAGAUCGACAAGGUCUCUCGCGCCGUGUUCCCCAUUCUGUUCUUUGUUUUCGUACUCCUGUACUGGCCGAUACUGCUGAUGAAGUCGUCCUAGGAUUUGGGGAGCUCCAGACUGCACAUGUCUGGACUCCGUUAAAAAGUCGAACGACCGCGAACCUGAUGAUGGAACUACUACUGAACUGG
This is a messenger RNA of Drosophila elegans, 1989 nucleotides long. It is a transcript of the gene alka, whose product is annotated as glycine receptor subunit alpha-2. The record is from RefSeq and is a predicted model, not a curated record. The transcript is spliced from 9 exons. Gene Ontology annotation, biological process: chloride transmembrane transport; signal transduction; nervous system process. Gene Ontology annotation, cellular component: membrane; synapse; neuron projection. Lineage: Eukaryota; Metazoa; Arthropoda; Insecta; Diptera; Drosophilidae. Gene Ontology annotation, molecular function: chloride channel activity; extracellular ligand-gated monoatomic ion channel activity; transmembrane signaling receptor activity. The coding region runs from base 563 to 1900 and encodes 445 amino acids.